AUGUUACGUGAUAUGAUCACCUCGAAACCCUGCGAAAUCGCGGUCUACACGUUUACGAGCAGAUCGCCUGGCGUGCUUGGAAACCCUGAUAUUAAUUUCCCUGUCUCAGACCGCGUGGAAUCCUCUGCGAUAAGCUAUGACCGGAUGAUUGCAGCGUACAGUACUCCCACUACCCUUCGAUGUAUCAAUCGACGAGGCGAGGUGCUGUGGAGUUAUCAGUUUACCGAUCGAACUAAAGGAUACAUGUGUUACAUAACACAACCGGAAUUCUCCUUUGACAGCAGGGUUGUAUGGCUUUACCGACCAGACUGCGGAAUCUGGGGGGAGAUUGCACCGACAAACUUCUUGCGAUCAAUGCGGCUACAGGUUCUAUUAUCUCUCAGGUGGAUUUGGGAAGCACAGGACAUUGUGCACGAUUUCUUGCCCAUCCCAAUAAUCAAUUUACGCUUCUGGACGUUGGAGAGGGGCAAGAUGGAUCACCGCUCUUCAUGCUACCGCCUACUUGACACCUCUCUUGAUGGAACACGAUGCGUGAGCGUCGAUGAGAUGCAAAACCGUGCUAUUCUCCACUCCCUCCCCAGCGGCCAAACUCUAGGCACAAUUGAGGUAGACGAAUUCGGGCAGGACGCUACAUAUAUCGAAACGUAUCCAGGUGGUUAUUGCGAUGAUAACUCGGUAAUCAUCAACGUCAGAGGCGAAAGCGAGGGUUCUAAUUGGAACCAGCGAUUUUUACUCGACGCGCAUGCCAUGAAAGUGAUCAGGCCAAUUGGCCCCCGGACAGAAGAUGCGGAGAGCUUGUUUUUACCUGGCAAUGGAAUGUUCGUGAAUUCAUGGAGCAUUGAAGAGAUUCCUACAGAGUAG
Histoplasma capsulatum G186AR is the source of this 861-nucleotide messenger RNA. RefSeq lists its product as uncharacterized. The coding region runs from base 1 to 861 and encodes 286 amino acids. The record is from RefSeq and is a predicted model, not a curated record. The transcript has 2 exons. NCBI's taxonomy places the organism in Eukaryota, Fungi, Ascomycota, Eurotiomycetes, Onygenales, Ajellomycetaceae.